Theobroma cacao (cacao) is the source of this 1564-nucleotide messenger RNA. Lineage: Eukaryota; Viridiplantae; Streptophyta; Magnoliopsida; Malvales; Malvaceae. The record is from RefSeq and is a predicted model, not a curated record.
AUGGAAAUUCAACAUCCUAGCCAUAAUCAUCCUCUUGUUUUCAAGGAAGAGCGGAGCCAUGAAAGUGAUGAGAUGCUUUAUUGCCGUGGGUGUGGGGAGGUGGUGUCGGGUCCAACGUACAGCUGCGUGGCAUGCGGGUUUCACCUUGACAAGAACUGCGCUGAGGCACCUUUUUGGCUGAAUCACCCCUUGCACCGCAGCCACAGCCUUGAUCUUGUAUCGCCACCUGGUAAAUUUUGGUUUAAUUGCGAUUUCUGCAACAAACGCGUCACAGUCCACAAGGAUUGCAUUUCAUUAUCUCGCAUCAUCAAAAGCAUCUGGCAUCACCAUCCUAUUUUCCACAACUAUUUUGCAGUAGAAAAUGAGUGUGGAAUAUUGGAAUGUGGAAUUUGUCAUGAGGAGGUGAACAAAGAGUAUGGGAAUUACUGUUGUUCUGCGUGUAAGUUUAUUGUCCAUGUGAAUUGUGCUCUAGAGAAUACUACUUUUUAUUAUGAAAUUGAGUCAAAAGAUGAUUAUGAGAAGCUUAAUGAAAAUUCAACGCUGGUGGAUCCAUCAUUUCUUGUCAUUAAAGAGAUCAAACUUGGAGAAAAUGUGAUAACUACAGAGAUACAACAUUUUAGCCAUGAACACAAUUUAGUGUUAUAUGAUGAAGUAAAGGAUGAGAAAUGUUGUUACUGUUGCAGUCUACUCAUUGAGACAUCUUUUUAUAGUUGUUCAGAAUGUGAUUUCUCUCUCCACAAAUCAUGUGCUGUGUUACCCAAGAAGAUGGAAUUUUGGGCUUUUCCUUUGACCCUUAACCUUAUUCCAAAUCACUUUUUCAAAUGUCACUUUUGUCAUUCCCUGCAUACUGGUUUUGCCUACAACUUGAAGGAACUUUGCUUGUGCGUUCAGUGUACAGAACGUUCUUUGAGCUACACAAGUCAAGCGCACAAGGAGCACCCCCUUCUUUUUUACAACAAGUAUAAUGGGCAGUGCAAUGCUUGUGGUAACAGUAUUACUGAUGAUUUCGCAACAUACAGAUGCAAGGGUUGCAAUUUUAAUUUGCAUGUUCUAUGUACUCUGCUACCACGAACAGCUUGGCACAAAUGUGAUGAACAUUGUCUCACACUCACAUACCAUGAAGUUCAUGAUUAUUCAGAAUAUCAUUUUUGUGACAUUUGUGAAGAAAGAAGAAACCCCAACAUUUGGUUUUAUCAUUGUGCACUUUGUGACAAGUCAGCUCAUCCCAAAUGUGUUCUUGGAGAUUACCCGUUUAUCAAGCUCGGGAGGAGGAUCUCUGCAAAGACUGAUCAUCCACACUUACUCAUUCUCGGGCAAAAGGUUUAUCUUUACCCUGAAUGUUCUAAAUGUGGUCAGCUCUGCUUCGAUCUGGCUCUUGAGUGUGCAGACACAAGAUGCAGCUUUGUUAUCCAUUGGAGAUGUAGCCGCCUCAAAGACUUCAUUGAAGAUGAUAAUAUCGUUGAGCUGAUAGCCAUCAAAGGUUACUGAUGAUUUCUUUAGUGGGUUGUUUUAAACUAUUCAUCCUUCUUUAUGAUUUGAUAAUUUCCAAAAUGUUUGAAUAAAU